Messenger RNA from Daucus carota subsp. sativus, 1160 nucleotides. RefSeq names its product PLASMODESMATA CALLOSE-BINDING PROTEIN 4. The transcript has 4 exons. NCBI's taxonomy places the organism in Eukaryota, Viridiplantae, Streptophyta, Magnoliopsida, Apiales, Apiaceae. Bases 190 to 843 code for a protein of 217 amino acids. The record is from RefSeq and is a predicted model, not a curated record.
CACGCAAACAGUCCAAACCCCCAUCUCUCUCAUCUCUCUCUCAACAAACCUCCUCUUCACACACCAUACAUCACCUCUCUCCCUCCCUCUCCCUCCCUCUUUGGUUAAUAAAAUAGAUACAAAAAGCCACUCUUUCAGUCUUCCUAAAGCAUUUAUUAUCACAAUUUACUCACAAAGUUGCUAAAAACUAUGGCUGUGGUUUUAGUGGGCUUGCUCUUAUUGCUCUCAAUGACCAAAGAUGCUAGUGCGGCAACAUAUUGUCUAUGUAAAGAUGGGAUAGGAGACUCAAUACUUCAGAAGAGCAUAGAUUAUGCUUGUGGAAAUGGAGCUGAUUGUACAGCAAUUAUACAAGGUGGUUCUUGUUAUAAUCCCAACACUAUCAAAGACCAUUGUAAUUAUGCUGUCAAUAGCUACUUCCAGAAAAAGGGUCAAACUAGUACUAGCUGUGAUUUCUCUGGCUCUGCUACUCCUUCUGCAAAUCCACCUCCACCUGUUUCUGGAUGUGUUUACCCAUCAAGUGCUAGUGGAGGAACCCCAACUUCACCUGGGACUGGCACGGGCACACCAGGAACUGGCACGGGCACACCAGGCACGGGGACACCAGGCACUGGAACUCCAGGCACAGGGACUCCAGGGACGGGGACUCCUGGGACAGGGACCGGAACGGGAACGGGAACCGGCACAGGUUUCGUUCCAGGUUCACCGACUUUCCCUGGUCUUGCCCCCACUGGCAUCAAUAAUCCAGACGGCAGUGGAAGUGGGAGGCUCAGUCAAGCAACAAGCUUGUUUUACUCUUUAAUUCUAGCCCUUUCAUUAUCAGGCAUGCUGUGCUUGAGAGGCUAAGUGAAAUCAAUGAAGGCUGUGGAGGGUUUUCUUUAAUCAUGUGUUGAACAUAUUUUGGCACUCAGAGUUGAAGUUUUACGCAAGGGAAUCUGACCAUCUGGACAUUAUUAGGACUUGGGACUUUUUAAGUGGAUAGUGGGUGUUUGAUUCCCUGUUGGCUAGAUGAUAAUAUCAUAUGGCUCCUAGUUAAGUAGAAAGCCUGAUCUUCUCUAUAUAGAUUUUUCCAUUGUAUAUCUAUCUGAAGAGAGGCUGUAUUUUUUUAAAUUUCAUUAUCCUUGAAAACUUAAAUCCAAUAUUCUAAAUUUUCUAUUUAGAAA